AAGGAUUAUUUGAAACCCUUCCUGGUCGGGUCCAGUGUGAAAUGUUACUGAAGGCCACGGAGCAGUGUUUUAACACAUUAGAAAGGGCAGAAAUGCUACUACUACUUCUGCGACGUUUCCCAGAGACUGUGGUGCAACACGGGGUGGGCCUUGGAGAAACUUUAUUAGAUGCCGAAAGUAUUGAAGACCAAGAAUCCCCAGUGAAUUGUUUUAGAAAAUUAUUUGUUUGUGACGUUCUUCCUCUAAUAAUUAACAACCCUGAUGUUCGACUUCCUGCCAGCUUGUUAUAUAAAUAUCUGAAUAAAGCAGCAGAAUUUUAUAUUAACUAUGUAACUAGAUCGACACAGACAGAAAGCCAAUAUCAAGGUUCACAAGAUUCCUCUGAUAUUAUGUCUCCAAGCAAGCGUAGCUCUCAGAAAUAUGUAAUUGAUGGUCUCACAGAGAAAUCAUCCCAGAUUACAGAUCCUUGGGAGAGGCUAUUUAAAAUAUUGUCUGUGGUGGGAAUGAGGUGUGAAUGGCAAAUGGAUAAGGGAAGAAGAAGUUUUGGUGAUAUUUUGCAUCGAAUGAAAGACCUCUGCAGAUACAUCAGUAACUUUGAUAGUGAUGCACAUGCUAAAUACAAGAAUCAAGUAGUGUAUUCUACGAUGUUGGUCUUCUUUAAAAAUGCAUUCCAGUAUGUCAGCAACAUCCAGCCAUCGCUCUUUCAAG
Pygoscelis adeliae (Adelie penguin) is the source of this 708-nucleotide messenger RNA. Its product is annotated as integrator complex subunit 10-like. The transcript has 5 exons. The annotation marks the transcript as partial. NCBI's taxonomy places the organism in Eukaryota, Metazoa, Chordata, Aves, Sphenisciformes, Spheniscidae. The record is from RefSeq and is a predicted model, not a curated record. Gene Ontology annotation, biological process: snRNA processing. Gene Ontology annotation, cellular component: integrator complex.